Molecule: messenger RNA, 941 nt
Organism: Musa acuminata AAA Group (dessert banana)
Lineage: Eukaryota; Viridiplantae; Streptophyta; Magnoliopsida; Zingiberales; Musaceae
Product: universal stress protein A-like protein
Exons: 4
Coding region: 122-805 (227 amino acids)
Source: RefSeq, a predicted model, not a curated record
AUUUGGUACACCAUAUGAUUUUGAACGCGGAAAUCUUACAUUGGUGAGGAGUCGAGAGAGAACGUCGCUUUCCACGAAACCCCGCACGUGCAAGUCACAUGGUGCAGUCGGUUCUUGGGGGAUGGGGCUACACACGUGCCGGGAGAGUGAUUGGUGGAGAAGACGUGAGCGAGACGUCCUCGUUACUUCUCACCGUCAUUAUUAUGACUUGGGUUGCGAUUGUAGACGUGGCGCCAAACGCGUCCCAUCGGGGAAGUAUCUUUUUCUUUGUCACAUCCCCGUCGCUUCACCAAAGCUUCGUCCUCACACAAGACAACGGACGAUGGCGGCGGACGUGGGAAAGCCGGCGAUGGUGGUGGGGAUUGACGACAGCGAGCACAGUUUCUACGCGCUCCAGUGGACCCUUCGUCGCUUCUUCUCCGUCGCCGAUUCGGCCUUUAAGCUCGUCGUCGUCCAUUCCAAGCCGUCGCCCGCCUCCGUCGUCGGCCUCGCUGGCCCUGGGGCGGCGGAUGUGCUGCCGUUUGUAGAGUCCGAUCUCAAGAAGAUCGCUUUGUUGGUGAUCGAGAGAGCAAAGGAUCUUUGCUCCGCGUUCCCGGUGGGUGACAUUCAAUAUGAACUAGUGGAAGGUGAUCCAAGGAAUGCUCUAUGUGAUGCAGCGGAGAAACAUCAGGCAGAAAUAUUGGUGGUCGGCAGCCGUGGCUAUGGAGCGAUAAAAAGGGUUGUUUUGGGCAGUGUGAGUGAUCAUUGUGCUCAUCAUGCACAGUGCACUGUCAUGAUAGUAAAGAAGCCAAAGCCGAAACACUGAGCUUGUUCUAAUUGAUGAAAAACACUGCAAACUGUAUCAAAUUUUGAAGACUCAUCUUUGGUAAUAAUAAGCACUUCUUCAAGACUACUGUAUAACUACUGUAUGUUGAACAAGUAACCAACUUAUAUUUGUGAUC